Messenger RNA from Rotaria sp. Silwood1, 2462 nucleotides. Lineage: Eukaryota; Metazoa; Rotifera; Eurotatoria; Philodinida; Philodinidae. The record is from the annotation of a GenBank genome assembly.
AUGGAAAAACAGCACAUACGCUUAUAUAUAAAAACUCGUUGGUUAUUAGGUUUAACAGCUACACAAAUUCAUGAUAAAUUAACUACUGCUUAUGGACAAGGUGUAGUUUCAUAUUGUACAGUUACUCGAUGGAUUCAGCGAUUUUCAAAUGAGCAAGAAUCUUUUGAAGAUAAUCCUCGAAGUGGUCGUCCAAUAACCGCCAUCACUCAACAAAAUAUUGAUGCUGUUAAGGAUCUGGUGAACGAUGAUCCACAUAUUAGUAUUGAUUAUAUUGCUGCCAUCUUAGAUAUAUCACAUGGUAGUGUAGAUGCCAUUCUCAAACAGCACCUUGGCUUAAGAAAGAUAACAUCAAAAUGGGUACCUCAUAAACUGACACAAGAACAACGACAACGACGUAUUGACAUUUGUAUCGAAAAUUUACAGAAACUUGAAAGUGGUAUCUGGAGACUGUGUGAUAUAGUCACGGGUGAUGAAACUUGGAUUUACCAUCGAAAAAUUAAAUCAAAAGAACAAUCUAAAGCAUGGGUAACAAAAGAUGAAAGUCCUCCAACACAGAAAAGACCAUUAUCAACAACAAAUGGCAUUAAGCUGCAUCAUGAUAAUGCACGACCACAUAUGAAUAACAUUGUUUUUAAUUAUCUUCAAGAAGAAAAAGUCAAGAUUAUGGCUCAUCCACCAUACUCUCCCGACCUUGCUCCUUCAGACUUUUGGUUAUUCAAUUGCCUGAAACGUAAUCUUGAUACAUAUCCAGAUGCUACAAGUUUAGCUACGGUAAUAACCAAGGAGCUUAAAUCAAUACCUAUUCACGAAUACCAAAAGACAUUUCAGAAAUGGAUUGAAAGGAUGAAACUUUGUAUUGAACAUCAUGGGGACUACUUCGAACAUUUACUGUAAAAAGAUUAGCAAAAUAUUUUCUCUAUGAAUAAAUAUUUGAAAGUUGCAGAACUUUUUGACUACCCUAUGUACAUGUUUGAGCUCUCUUGAUAUGACCAAAAAUCGCGCAAACAGUCGCGUAGAAAAGUCCUCAAUCCGAAUAUUGGCUUAUUCUGAGUAAAGCCUUUCGCCUGCAUCCUCAUUUGGGUGAGGGUGAGGGUGAGUCUAGCUACCAUAAUCUUGAUUUCACGCCAGUAACGACGAUCAUCAGAUGGAAAAUACAAUCAAUGGACCUCGAAAGAUCUCAAAGAUCCAAUCCAAUGAACCGUCAGAAAAACUCGAAAUUAGAAUUGGAUCUUUUGGAUUCUUUAUUGAAUCACUUGAAGAUCUUAAGCCAUCUGAUGAUCGUCUUAGUCGACGUGGUAUCUAGAUUAUGGUAGCUGUACUCGCCCCCUCACCCUCGAGAGUGACAGCUGAAUCAAGAUCUCGUGGCACUCACAGUAUGAGAUGCUGCCCUUGGCUUUGAUUAACUCUUCAUUAGGAUAGAACGCCUUCUGAGUCUCUGUCGACGACAGCAGAGAAUGGAAUUUCAGAUAGCAUUUCGAGGAUUUCCAACAGAAAGACAAUCUAGUACUGAUCAUUCUCAAGAGAGAAGACUUGCAGCAAAGCUCUCUUCAGUUCACUGAAGAUUGCAGACGUUUCUCUUGAAAGAGUCCUUGUUGUUCGAGACAAUUCAUUUACGACAUAUCCUGCCAUUUCUUCUACUAUUGCAUAGAGAAUGACAGUAAGGAGAGACCGCGACGACUUGAGAAGGUCGUCCCGAGCGCAGAGGACGAGACACAAAUACACUUACAGACACUAAACAGCAAAGAAUCUGAUCAAAUGCUCAUAAAGCUGGAAAAUCUCAUCAUUUUUACAUAGAACAACGAUAGAAUUCAAAGAUUUUGUCUUGAAUUCUUCAAAGAGAUUGCUAUUUUGUUGAGAAAUUCUUCAAUUUUGAACUACAAAUCAUCAACAAGAUGAAUUCAUUUUUUAAGAGAAUACUCGAAUUUCUAGUCAAUUGGAUAGAUAUCAAAGAAAUUCUUCAAGGGUAGUACAUACAGAGGGAACACUGAAUCAAGAUUCGUGGCACCCACAGUGAGAGAUGCUGCCCUUGGCAUUGAGAAGCUCCUUCAUUAGGACAGAACGCCUUCUGAUUCUAUGUCGUGGAGAGGUGAAUCCGUUUCCGAAUUAGAGAAUUCCUUCAUCAUACAAUGUUAAACUCACACCCACACUCUCAAGUGGUGUCAGUUCGGUCUAAUUAAUUAGGAAUAUAAUCGGUUUAUUAAAUAAUAACCGUUUACCGUUGAUUUAUCGAUUUCGAAUAUUAAUCCGAUUAUUAAUUGAAUAAUUGAUUAAAACCUUCAAAAGAGGAUUAUUUUUUAAUUGAUUAUCGAAGUUUAAUUGAUUUUAAUCGAAUUAUUUCUGAAAAAAACAGAUUUCUACCAAAAAAUCUGAUUAUUUUGUUUGAAAUCAAAAAUAAUCAUGAUUUUUUUGAAGAUAUUUUUCACUGAGCACUGAUUUCUUUUUUCAAUCGGUUAAUCAUUCAU